Messenger RNA from Trichoderma atroviride IMI 206040, 719 nucleotides. RefSeq lists its product as uncharacterized. The record is from RefSeq and is a predicted model, not a curated record. Lineage: Eukaryota; Fungi; Ascomycota; Sordariomycetes; Hypocreales; Hypocreaceae.
GUGGCGGGAGAGGAGGAUGGAAUUCAGCGCCAUCUCGCCAUCUAUCUGGCCCACCACCAGCAUCAGCUGCGACAGGUGGCCCUUCUAAUAUCCCCACCGGCCCUCGAGCAUCCAUCUCAAAUGGAUCCGGCGCAGGAAUGUCUUCUGCUCAACGACCAUUUAACCCACCCACGGGGCCCUCAGCUCAACAUGGCAACGGGCCAAGACAGACCCUUGCUCAAAGCCUGUUGGCGACGAUGCCCCCUCUAAUUCCCGGCGGAAAAACAGAUCCGAGCAUGACACCCCUAGUACUUGGGGUCACGAAGGAGAUUGAACCACACUACAGAAAGCUAAAAGACGAAGAGGAAAAAAUACGCGAGGAACUACGGCUCAAGCAAGAACGGCUCCGAAAGAGUCUCUAUUCGUGGUCCAGACUUGACCGGGAUGCCAGGGCGUGGGAGAUGAGAAGUGACCUGAGCGAGAAGAGCAUGAAGAACUUGGCUGGUGAAGGCGUUGGCGGUGCAGCCUUUUAGACAUAUUUCUCCUCACUGGAUUUUUGCAUGGAUGGGUUUUCCUUAAUGAAGUUUUCGUCGUACUAGAGUUAUGCGUCUAAACUCUGCUAGCAUACGUUCAUCUCAGCCAGUAACUACUACCUACCUAUUUGUAUAUAACGUAGUAUCGAAAGAGGAAUGAUUAAUGGCAGAAUCAUCUCUUGAUGAAGACUUAUUUGCCACGCAUUC